AUGGACGUGGCACAAGCAGUGGCCGGCUAUGUCUCUCGAAUGAUUCAGUCCGCUGAUUCCUCAUCGACGACACAGUCGGCAAAGAUGAAGGUUCUGCUGCUGGACCGCGAGACAGUUCCUAUUGUGUCCACUGCCAUCACACAGUCAGCACUACUGAACCAUGAGGUCUAUCUCAUUGAUCGUAUAGACAAUGCCAACAGAGAGAAGAUGCGCCACCUGCGAUGUUUAUGUCUCGUACGACCCUCGCCAGACUCCAUCCAGCUCCUGAUUGAUGAGUUACGGGAGCCAAAAUACGGAGAGUAUCAUCUGUACUUCACCAACGUUGUCAAGAAGUCAUCACUAGAAAGACUUGCCGAGGCUGACGACCACGAGGUCGUCAAGUUGGUCCAGGAGCAGUUUGCCGACUUCAUUGUCAUCAACCCCGAUCUGUUCUCACUUGGACUCAGCCUUCCCCAUCAGCGUCUGUGGGGCAGCAAUCCAGACACGUGGAACCCAGACGCCCUGCAAAGAAGUGCCGACGGACUUAUUGCUGUGCUUCUUGCACUCAAAAAGAAACCGCUUAUCAGAUAUUCCAAGACCAGCCCACUCACCAAGAAACUGGCUACGGAAGUGCGAUAUCGAAUUACACAGGAGGAGCAGCUUUUCGACUUUCGGAAGGUGGACACGCCCCCUCUCCUCCUCGUACUCGACCGGCGCGAGGAUCCAGCAACACCUCUCCUCACCCAAUGGACAUAUCAAGCCAUGGUGCAUCAUCUUCUCGGUAUCACCAACGGUCGAGUUGACCUGAGCGAUGUGCCUGACAUUCGCCCGGAGCUAAAAGAGAUUGUCUUGUCGCAAGACCAGGAUCCUUUCUUUAAGAAGAACAUGUAUCUCAACUUCGGUGACUUGGGCGGGAACAUUAAAGACUACGUGGAGCAAUACCAAUCCAAGACACAAAACAGCUCAAAUAUCGAGUCGAUAUCGGACAUGAAGCGCUUUAUUGAGGAAUACCCCGAGUUCCGCAAGCUAUCUGGAAAUGUUAGCAAGCACGUCACCUUAGUCUCGGAGUUGAGUAGACGUGUUGGCGCCGAGAAUCUGCUCGAAGUCAGUGAGCUUGAACAAAGUCUCGCUUGCAACGACAAUCAUGCGGCUGAUCUCAAGAACAUACAAAAGCUCAUUCAGUCUCCAAAGGUGACAAGCGACAGCAAGGUUGGUCUAGUCGCCCUCUAUGCGCUACGGUAUGAGCGCAACCCGUCCAACGCACUCCCCAUGCUCGUGGACCUCUUGGUGGCCGCUGGCGGGGUGUCGGUCCGACGAGCAGAUCUCAUCUCCAAGCUAGUGAAAUAUCAAUCUUCAUUACAGCAAUCGCAGGGCCAAGCAGGCAUUGCAGACAUUUUCGAGGGGGGUGGCAUCUUUGGAGGAGCCGGUGCCCGGUUCAAGGGGCUGAAGGGCGUUGAGAACGUUUACACACAGCACAGUCCUUUGCUUGAAAGCACGCUUCAGAAUCUGAUCCGGGGGCGACUGAAAGAACAGCAGUAUCCUUUUGUCGAGGGCGGAGGAACUACUCGAGACAAGCCGCAAGACGUUAUUGUCUUCAUAGUAGGCGGAGCAACGUACGAGGAGGCUAAAAUGGUGGCAACAAUCAACGCAUCUUCGCCAGGUGUGCGCUUGGUGCUAGGAGGUACCACAGUCCACAACUCGGCUACGUUCCUUGAAGAGGUUGAGGAUGCUCUAACUCGAUGCUCAAGACCAUUCGAUGUCGUCGUAGUAGGAGGCGGCCACGCGGGCGCAGAAGCAUGCGCAGCGGCUGCCAGAACCGGCGCGCGGACAGCUCUGGUAACACCAAAGAUCGAGAACCUCGGCACCUGUUCCUGCAACCCAUCUUUCGGCGGCAUCGGCAAAGGAAUCAUACUUCGCGAAAUCGACGCUCUCGACGGGCUGGCAGGUAGGGUCAUCGAUAAGGCCGGCGUGCAGUUCAGGGUCCUGAACCGGACCAAGGGGCCGGCUGUUUGGGGACCUCGAGCGCAGAUUGAUCGAAAACUAUACCAAAAGCACAUGAGAGAAGAGCUGGAAACGUACCCAAACCUGUCCAUCGUACUAGGCAGUGUAUCCGAUAUCGUCACGAGCGCGAGCGCGGAAACCACGAGUUCCGCCCAGAGCAAGAUCACAGGCGUGCGUCUCGAGUCUGGCGAGGUCCUCGCUACACGCGCAGUCAUUAUCACCACGGGCACAUUCCUCAGCGCCGAGAUCCAUAUCGGCAUGAAUUCGUACCCAGCAGGACGGAUAGGAGAAGAUGCCUCCUUCGGAUUAAGCAAGUCGUUGAAUGACAGCGGUUUUCGCCUAGGACGGCUCAAGACAGGAACGCCGCCGCGUAUCGCCAAAGACAGCAUCGACUUCUCGCAGCUCGAGAGGCAGCCCGGAGACGACCCGCCGAUGCCGUUCAGCUUCCUGAACGAUAGAGUCACCGUCGAGGAGCAGAUGUCCUGCUGGGUCACUUAUACGAAUGAGGCGACACAUGACAUCGUAAGGGCUAACCUGGAUAAGACGAUACACAUCCGAGAAACCAUCAGGGGCCCAAGAUAUUGCCCCUCAUUAGAGGCUAAAAUCACUCGGUUCUCUGACAAGGACAAGCAUCUUGUCUGGCUGGAGCCCGAAGGGUUCGACAGCGACCUCAUAUACCCCAAUGGCUUGUCCAUGACGGUACCGGAAGAGGCCCAGGAACAGAUUCUGCGCUCGAUCCCGGGCCUGGAGAAAUGUGUCAUGACACAGGUCGGCUACGGCGUCGAGUACGACUACAUAGACCCUCGGAGCCUCAAGGCGACGCUCGAAACGAAGCAGAUCAGCGGUCUGUUCCUCGCUGGACAGAUCAAUGGCACUACGGGCUAUGAAGAGGCAGCCGGGCAGGGUGUUGUUGCCGGAAUGAACGCCGGUCGCUCCGCUCUGGGUCUCGAAGCGGCCCCUAUAUCCCGAGCAGACGGCUACAUCGGCAUCAUGAUUGACGACCUCAUCACCAAGGGCGUCACUGAGCCAUAUAGGAUGUUCACAACACGAAGCGAAUACAGACUGACGUCGAGAGCGGAUAACGCCGACCUCCGGCUGACGGAGAAGGGACGGAAUUGGGGCGUGGUGUCUGACAACCGGUGGACACACUUCAGCGACGAGAAGCAGCAGAUGGACGACAUCAUGUCACUCCUCUCUUCGACGAGCAAGAGCACGCCCGAAUGGUCCAAGCGUGGUUUCCGCGUAAAAGAAGACACGACAAGACGCAACGCAAUGGAUAUGCUCCGAUUAAAGGACGUAACCUGGGACCAAGUCGCUGCCGCUGUGCCAGGCAUCGACUCCAUUCCGGACCGUAUCAAGUCUCGCAUCCACAUCGAGGCGACGUACGCACCAUUCAUCAAGCGACAGCUCGCCGAGCGCAAGGUCUUUGCCCGGGACGAAAGCCUGAGACUGCCCGAUUCCAUCGACUAUGACAAGGUCCCGGGCCUGGCCAUGGCCGAGAAGACGGUUCUCAAAGCCACCAUGCCCGAGACUCUGGCGCAGGCGAGGCGGUUGGAGGGUAUCACACCAUCUGGGUGCCUCCGGUUGUUGGGCUACGUGCAACGCCAGCAGAAGACCAUUGCCCUGGCCAACAUGGAGAAGCCGUGGCGGGAAAAGCAGAGCCGGGAGAAGGGCAUGCCGUGA
Molecule: messenger RNA, 3663 nt
Organism: Colletotrichum phormii
Lineage: Eukaryota; Fungi; Ascomycota; Sordariomycetes; Glomerellales; Glomerellaceae
Product: glucose inhibited division protein A-domain-containing protein
Exons: 4
Coding region: 1-3663 (1220 amino acids)
Biological process (GO): mitochondrial tRNA wobble uridine modification; vesicle-mediated transport; tRNA methylation
Cellular component (GO): mitochondrion; cytosol
Molecular function (GO): flavin adenine dinucleotide binding
Source: RefSeq, a predicted model, not a curated record